AUGCAGUUUCUUCCGCCUUUUCUUUUCGUUUUCAUACUAUUCAAUAUCGCCAACUCUUCGGUAGCUUUCAGAAACAUUAACAUUAAUGCUGAUCGCCGUGGUAGAAGCGAAAAUGUCAAUAAUUCCGACGUAGCAUCUGCAAUUAUUACCGUCGAUCAGAAUGGCAGCGGAAAGUUCAAAACUAUACAGGCAGCCAUAGAUUCCAUACCUUCCGGCAACCAUGACUGGAUAAAAAUAAAAAUUUCUCGAGGCAUAUACACAGAGAAGGUAACUAUUCCACCAGACAAAUCAUAUAUUUUUCUUCAAGGACUAGGUCGUGAGAAGACAAUUGUUACGUUUUUUGACCAUGAAAGAACAGAUACCAGCGCUACAUUCUCGUCCAGCUCAGAUAAUGUGGUUGCGAAGGGCAUUUCAUUCAAGAACUCCUAUAAUCGUGCACAGGGUCCUUCAGAUAUCAACGACAUUGGAAUUAGUGCGGGAAGCCAUGUAAAACAGGCGUUGGCAGCAAGAAUAUAUGGUGACAAAUCCGCAUUUAUUGAAUGUGGGUUCAUAGGCUUUCAAGAUACUUUGUGGGAUGCAACAGGCCGACAUUAUUUCAGCAAUUGCCACUUUGAAGGUGCCAUAGAUUUCAUUUUCGGUUUUGCCCAGUCUUAUUAUGAGAACUCAUUGAUAAAUGUGACGGUUAGGACACGACUACCUACGGAGAUUGCCGUAGGAUUCAGUACAGCACAGGGACGAGCAUCAGCCAAUGAUCCUGGUGGUUUCGUAUUCGAAGGAGGCUCAGUUUCUGGGAGUGGCCGAGUUUUGUUGGGGAGAGCUUAUGGAGCUUAUUCAAGAGUAAUAUUCCAUGGCACCGAUUUAGGUCAAGUUGUUGCCCCUCAAGGAUGGGAUGCGUGGUCUUACAAAGGUCAUGAAGAUGAGUUUAAAGGAGCAGGAUCGAACAUUUCCGAGCGUGUUGCAUGGGAAAAGAAGCCUGGCGAUAUUCAGCAGAUUCUACAGGAGUAUUCAAGAUCAUCCUUCAUUGAUCAAGAUGGCUGGAUUGAUAAACUCCCACGAUAG
Morus notabilis is the source of this 1059-nucleotide messenger RNA. Its product is annotated as putative pectinesterase 10. Gene Ontology annotation, biological process: cell wall modification. Gene Ontology annotation, molecular function: pectinesterase activity. The record is from RefSeq and is a predicted model, not a curated record. NCBI's taxonomy places the organism in Eukaryota, Viridiplantae, Streptophyta, Magnoliopsida, Rosales, Moraceae.